Drosophila nasuta is the source of this 1824-nucleotide messenger RNA. It is a transcript of the gene Nepl10, whose product is annotated as Neprilysin-like 10. The record is from RefSeq and is a predicted model, not a curated record. Gene Ontology annotation, cellular component: plasma membrane. The transcript has a single exon. NCBI's taxonomy places the organism in Eukaryota, Metazoa, Arthropoda, Insecta, Diptera, Drosophilidae. Bases 1 to 1824 code for a protein of 607 amino acids. Gene Ontology annotation, biological process: protein processing. Gene Ontology annotation, molecular function: metalloendopeptidase activity.
AUGAACGGUUUGAUAUUGUUUGCGCUGAGCAUUGUCCUCGUCUCGGGACUAUCAGAGAAGGAGAUUAGCAUGCUGACGAUGCGUGCGAUUCGUGCAAAUUUGAAUCGUCGGGUGCAGCCUUGUACAAGCUUUUGGGGCUACGCCUGUGGCAAUUGGUCAUCCAGCUAUGUGGAUAACUUUCAGCUGGUCGAGGAGCGUUAUGUGCGUGCAAUGAUUCCAGUGCUAAACGGCAAUUAUAGUAAGGAGCGAUUAAAGGCGCCACGAUUGAUGCAAAAGAUGUCAGAAUAUUUCCAAGCUUGCACACGCGAUCAGCCCAAAGUUGUGGAACUGCCUCAGGAGCUGCGUUCCGCAAACUCUGAGUGGACAACAGCUGUGGCCAAGCUGCGUAAAUACGGAUUGAAUGGUGUGUUCUUUGAGGAGACCGUGGAUGUGGCCUACAAUGAUUCCUUGCGCUCGGUGGUGCAAAUCAAGAUGCCCGAUAGUAGCUUCGAUUUAAAGCCAACGGCACAAUUCGAUAGAGAGUUGUUCGCACUGCGCUCAAGGUAUCGCAAGGAGGAGUCCAAAGUAGAGUCCUGGACACUGUUGGAACUGAAGCAACAGAUACCACAAAUCAAUUGGCAAAACUACUUCAACGAGUUGCUCGAAACAGAGUUGAAUGAAACCGCUUUGCGUCUGGAAGUGAGCGAUGUGGAUUACUUGCGUGCCAUGGGCGAGUUGCUGCAGCGUAGCAAUAAAACUCAGCUGGAGGAGUAUCUGUGUACCCGUCUCGUCACCUUAGAGCGAGCAGCUCGACCCAGGACAUCAACUGCAGCUGCCUGUAUAAAUCAUAUGCGCGCUUUGUUGCCACUGGGCAUGAACUACAUCUACGAUCAACUUGUCUACAGCAGCAGGUCACAGGAUACGCCACAGUUGGACGAGAUAUUUGCCAGCUUACGGACUAUGUUUGGCAAGUAUUUGGACGCGAAUCGCUUGCAAUUAAGUGCAGAGCAGUUGGAAUAUGUGCGUGCCAAACUGAUGGGCAUUAAACUCAAGAUUGGCAAUCUUCCCGACCCCUUAAUAUCAGCAGAGUUCUUUGACACUCACUAUGAGAGUGUCAACUUCUCGAGCUCGGAUUUCCAUCACAAUCUGUGGCAAGCAUUGCGUCUGCGCACCCGAUUGCAGCAUGCCCCAUUGUUGCAACCAGAUGCAGCAUUGGAUGUGCGUAGUUACUAUGUGAAUGACGAUGUGUUUGAGGCACGCAAUGCACCGUACUUUGAGCCAGAGCGCAAUACGCUGACAGUGCCAAUGAUUUUCAUGCAGUUUCCUCUCUACGAUUAUCGCCAGCACUCGAUCUUUCGGAGCAGCUUGAUGGGUUUUAUACUGGGCCACGAAAUGAGUCAUGCCUUUGAGCACGAAGGCAUACUUUACGAUGCUGCUGGGAACGAGUCGCCAAUCGGAUUACGUAUACGCCAGCUGGCCACUUUUCAGGCGGCUCUGAAGUGUGCGCAGCAAACGAGAACCGUAUCACUGAAGGAGCGCUUGGCUGAUUUCAAUGGUCUGCAGCUGGCGUAUGAUACAUUUUUUGGUCUGGAUCAUAACUCGCAACAGUUGGUCUAUCGGCCAUAUGGCUUCGAUAGGGAGUUUGUGGCGCCCCAGCUGUUUCACAUGAACUUUGCCCAGUUCUUUUGUGGCCGACUGCCGCCGGCCAUUGGCCAUGACAUGGACGAUGUGCGAGUCAAUGAAGCCGAGAGGAAUUUGCAUCAAUUUGCCAUCGAUUUCAAGUGCCGACAGCAGUCGGCGCCGCAGUCGAUGGGCUGUGAAAUGUGGCGACCCAUCAGGCAAUAA